Molecule: messenger RNA, 1192 nt
Organism: Chara braunii
Lineage: Eukaryota; Viridiplantae; Streptophyta; Charophyceae; Charales; Characeae
Source: the annotation of a GenBank genome assembly
ACAAUUCAACUGAUGGCCAACAUGUCCAUCAAUCUGUCGGCUCCAGGCUUUGAUGUCAAUGGUCAGGUCUGGUUCCUUGCAAAAGCCGCUUUUUGCACGACCUGCCAGGCAAGCAGGCGCCAAGGCACCAACUCUCUUCACGAAGGAUUUCCGGUCGUGGUUUUGGUCCGAGAACGCUGACGGCUGGCAGCGCAAUAGAGCCCUCUGGAAUCACAAGGCAGAUCGGACGCUUGGUGAGGGGGGGGGGGGAAGACAGAUAAGGCUCGCUCGAAGAGUGCGGCAGGCACUACAUCAUUCAAUGGGAGGCAGGCCAUCUUGUUCACAAAGCGGAAGCAGCAAAUUUUGGUUGGUGACAAGUUCUACAACAACCCUCGAACUUGAUGUAAGUACGGCAUUUUGAUGAUAUUUUCAAAAACAGACUCACUUGUUUUCGACAGACUUAUCUUCUAUUGUCAAGUGAGCAAGGACAAUAACUUGAUGAAUUUCACAAAGGAUAUUUGAGGCAGGAUCUCCAAAACCAGGCGGAUCGAUCUCGUACUUUGAGAUUCGCUGUGAGGCAUCCAACAGUAAUGGGAGGACAUCUGCUUCUUUGCGGCAUCCUACGGUAAAGGGAGGAGACGUUCAAACAGCUGGACGGUUUGGCCGCAUGCCAGUUUUUGUGGAGUGUCAAAAAUAGGAUUGAAGUGUCGCUGAGGGACGAGAAGGCAAAUACUGUUUAGACUGCAGGCAGGCAGGCAGGCAGUGGCUGCAGGCGGGAGGCUGGCUGCCGGGUUGUUUAGAAGGAAGAGAGAAGGCGAAGUCCUUUCCAAGGCGGCUGGAAGGAGUUUGAUUUUGUAUGCUGGGAGUUUAUGGAAUGAGCGAAUGGAGCGUACUAGGUACUUGCCAUGCUAGCAACGGAAAACUAUGGCGCGAGCGAUGAGAGUUAUGUGUACAGAUCGAGUCCAUGCCGGAGGUAUAGGAAGCUGAUAUAAUUGUACUCGUUCCAACUCUAAUUGUAGUGGUUGGCAACAAAUAACUUGUAUAUGGAAAUGCUCUUUUUUUUGUGUUUUUUUACCGAAACAGGUUUCUUUAAUAGUUAAGCGUAUAUUUCAUGAGCCAUGUCAUCAACAAGAUGAUGAACACAAUUGCAGCAGUACGGAGUCAGAAUGAAUGUGGUUCUGCAGUGUAGGGUUUGAAGUCUUUGAUUCUUUCG